AUGGAAAAGGCUGUCCUCAUCAACCAAACUUCAGUGACAUCAUUUCGGCUCACAGGUUUAUCUGCAAAUCCAAAAGUACAGAUGUUUGUGUUUUUCAUAUUCCUCGUUUUCUAUGUCAUGACACUGGUUGGUAACAUCCUCAUUGUCAUAACAAUCAUAUUCGACCACCGGCUCCAUACUCCCAUGUAUUUCUUCCUCAGCAAUCUAUCCUUUAUUGAUGUCUGCCAUUCCACUGUCACUGUCCCAAAGAUGCUGAGUGACACUUUGUCAGAUGAAAAGGUCAUCUCUUUUGAUGCCUGUGUGGUCCAGAUAUUUUUCCUGCAUCUCUUUGCCUGCACGGAGAUCUUCCUGCUUACUGUCAUGGCCUAUGACCGCUAUGUGGCCAUUUGUAAGCCUUUGAGGUAUAUGACAAUAAUGAACUGGAAGGUGUGUACGGUGCUGGGAGUGGCCAUGUGGACAGCAGGGACUGUGCACUCCAUAUCUUUCACCUCACUCACCAUCAAGCUGCCCUACUGUGGUCCUGAUGAGAUUGACAACUUCUUCUGUGAUGUACCUCAAGUGAUAGAACUGGCUUGCACUGACACCCGCAUCACUGAGAUUCUCGUUGUCUCCAACAGUGGGAUGAUCUCUAUGGUAUGUUUUGUGAUUAUUGUUGUUUCCUAUGCGGUCAUCCUUGUGAGUCUGAGGCAGCAGAUCUCUGACGGCAAGAGGAAAGCCCUGUCCACCUGUGCAGCCCACCUCACUGUGGUCACUCUGUUUCUGGGACACUGUAUAUUCAUCUACUCACGCCCAUCCAUCAGCCUUCCCGAAGACAAAAUCGUAUCUGCAUUUUUCACUGCUAUAACCCCUCUGUUGAAUCCCAUAAUCUACACCUUUAGGAAUGAGGACAUGAAGAGUGCCUUGAAGAAGUUAAUCAGGAGGAAAGAGAGGAAAGAAAAGUAAAAAUGAUAAGUGCUUAGGAUUCUUGGUGAUCCAAAUCAAAGAAUCAACUAUAUAUUGU
Messenger RNA from Rattus rattus (black rat), 1000 nucleotides. RefSeq names its product olfactory receptor 4E1-like. Gene Ontology annotation, molecular function: G protein-coupled receptor activity; olfactory receptor activity. Lineage: Eukaryota; Metazoa; Chordata; Mammalia; Rodentia; Muridae. Gene Ontology annotation, cellular component: membrane. The coding region runs from base 1 to 942 and encodes 313 amino acids. Gene Ontology annotation, biological process: G protein-coupled receptor signaling pathway. The transcript has a single exon. The record is from RefSeq and is a predicted model, not a curated record.